ACUUCCACAUUUGCUCCCGGGCUGGAGGAGAUCCGGUGCCCCUCUGCCGAGAGGGACAGUCCCAGACUCUUCCUGAACACGAGCUGCAGCCCCCGCCACCUUGCCGACUCUUCUAGAAGUAGCUUAGCCUUUAUGUGCCUUGGGUUUUACCUCUUGAAGCUGUUUACUCGGACUCACUGGUUGUGCAGUUAUUCCCCAUUCGUGGAACAGUUGACAAGGAUUUUUAAUGCAGUCCAAAUGAGGGGUUCGGUUCAUUUUAGCUCCUUUGCUUCCAAACCAGGGGGAAGGGACAGCUUCAGCCCCUCUGUCUUCUCCUUGUCUAUGAUGACCAGGCUGGAAUCCUGCAGCAUCAAACCUUGAACUGCACCUUUCCCUCUUCCUGAGCUGACUGACUUGGCAUCCUUUUGCCUGUGAGCAGCAAAUCCUUGACUUCUUCAGUUUUCUGAGGCAUGUCAACAGAUUCCUAUCAGUUUUAUAACUAGAAGAAAAAGAUGAUUCAAAAAUAAUCUCUGGCUGGGCUAUGGUGCUGCGCCUUUGAUCCCAACACUCGGGAGGCAGAGGCAGAUGGAUCUGCAAGUUCCAGGCCAGCCUAGGUUACAGAGAGAGUUCCAGGACAGCCAGGGCUACACAGAGAAACCGUCUCAAAAACCCAAUAAAUCAUCAUCAUCAUCAUCAUCAUCAUCAUCAUCAUCAUCAUCUCUGGGCUGCGCGGUGAUUGUGCAGACCUCUGGAAAUGGGCUGCUCUCUGUACUUAUGCACUCUUCAUCUCUGAUUGUUUCAGGUGGCCUUCAUGGCUGUUCCACAUGAUUCACAGGAAACUUCCUAUCUGCUCCCUCCAAACCCUGAGGACUGGGAGGGACGAGACAUCCCAGACUUUGUUUAUGGACAGAAGGACCUCGUAGGGAAGGGAAUUCAGUGGCCAAGGAAUGCACCCAGCACCCUGGACAAACUGCCACGGUCCCGCUUCGACUCUGCCCUCUGCUCUGCGUGGAUACAGCGAGUGGAACUGGGCCUGUUUCGAUACCGCCUAGAAGACCUGCAGACCCAAAUCCUCCCUGGUUCCGUGGGGUUUGUAGCUCAGCUGAAUAUAGAGCGAGGAGUACAGAGGAGGCGCCCUCAGAAAAUCAGAAGUGUAAGGCAGGAGUUUGACCCUCAACAGUUUAACUUCAAUAAAAUCCGACCCGGAGAAGUCCUUUUCCGUUUGCAACGGGAGCCUAACGGCCCAGCUGCCCCAAAGCAAGAGGACAUCCUUGUGGUGAUCAACGUCAGCCCCCUGGAGUGGGGCCAUGUGCUGCUGGUGCCUGAGCCUGCUCGUGGGCUCCCCCAGCGCCUGCUGCCCGGGGUGCUGCGGGCCGGACUUGAAGCUGUGUUCCUGAGCUUUCACCCAGGCUUCAGAGUAGGCUUCAACAGCCUGGGGGCUUUGGCCUCUGUGAACCACCUGCACCUGCAUGGCUACUACCUGGCCCACCCACUGCCUGUGGAGGGCGCCCCAAGCACACCUCUGGAUCCAAAGGGCUGUAUACAUCUGCUGCAGUCGCUCCCAGCUCCUGGCUUCCUCUUUUACGCUAAUGGGCCAGGGCCUGACUUGGAAGCCUUGAUUAGCAGGGUAUGCCGGGCCACUGACUAUCUGAGUGACCACGAGAUUGCACAUAACUUAUUUGUGACCCGGGGAGCUCCGCCUGGGCAGGCAUCCUCUUCCUCGGGCCUCACUGGGAUCCGAGUCAUUCUGUGGGCCCGGAAGUCCAGCUUCGGAAUUAAGGAAAGCGGGGCUUUCAACGUUGCGCUCUGUGAGCUGGCUGGCCACCUGCCGGUUAAAACAUCCCAGGACUUCGACAGCUUGACCGAGGCAGCUGCGGUGGCCCUCAUUCAGGACUGUCUGCUGCCCCAAACUCAGGCAGAGGAGGUGCAGGCAGCGCUGGUGGCCCUGGUGGCCCAGGAAGAGCCGUGAUUCUUCAGUUCUUUCUUUAAUGAUGCGAGACCCUUUCCAAAGACUCAAUCACCGGCAUCUGGGCAUUUCAUGACUACCUCCCACCUCUCAGCUUGAGGAGUAUAGAGAAAGCACUGAAUGAAUGUAUUCUCCUGAAGGUUUCAAUUGCUUCUCAUCUCUCUUCUUAGACAAGCCCCAGGGGUAACAGAUCUGCCAUUAAGGGCCAGCGAGGUCACUCAGUAGGGGGAUGAGUGCUUGCUGCCAAGCCUGUCAACCUGGGUUCACCCUCCAGAACCCACAUGGUAAAGGUUGUCCUCUGAGUCUCACAUACACACCCAUAUGUGUACACAUAAAUGAAAGUGAAUGUAUCUCAAAUAAAGUAAAUGUACCAGGGGGUGGUGGCACACACCUUCAAUCCCAGCACUGAGGGGGGCAGGGGGAGUGGGCGGCAGAGGCAGGGAGAUCUCUGAAUUCCAGGUCAAAUUCCAGGACAGUGAAGGCUGCACGAAGAACCCCUGUCUGGGGCUGGGGGUCGUGGGGGAGAGGAAAUCAGUGAGUGUGGGAGCUCACACUCCUGUUCUGUCUGGCUUUGCCUUUGGUGAGAAUCCUUGCCUCUGCUUUGCUGGGUUAUGGAUGCAUCCAGCUACCAUUUCCUUGAUUUUCCUUUGCUCUUGUCCCUUUCCCAACCACUGCCUUCUUCUUCUCCUUCUUCUUCUUCUUCUCCUUCUUCUUCUUCUUCUUCUUCUUCUUCUUCUUCUUCUUCUUCUCCUCCUCCUCCUCCUCCUCCUCCUCCUCCUCCUCCUCCUCCUCCUUCUUCUUCUUCUUUUUUUUAAUAGAUGGAGUCUGCUCUGUUGCCCAAGCUAGCCUCAAACCUCUCAAAUCAAAGAACUAACCCCCACCCCACCCCCACCCCCCGUCUUAGUUCCCUGAAUCUCCGGGUCUCCAGCUUUGUCUGUGACUGGUUUUGCCUCUCCCUUGUACUUGGCACUGUUUCAUCCUGGGGCUCAACCUCCUGUCUCUCUGAAACUCCAUCCUAAAUGUUCUUCUAGCCCCCAAUAACAGAGCUGACUAGUGAGUUCAAAGCCGUCUUAGGUUACGUACCAAGUCUACCUCUUUGUUUGUUUUCGAGACAGAGUUUCUCUGUGUAGCUUUGGAGCCUGUCCUGGAACUCACUCUCUAAACCAGGCUGGCCUCGAACUCUCAGAGAUCUGCCUGCCUCAAGUGCUGGGACUAAAAGCGUGCGCCACCACUGCCUGACCAAAAAAAUUUUUUAAAUGCUAGUCAUAGACUAGAGAGAGUGCUCAGGGGGCAAAGGUACUUGUCACCAAGCACAAUGACAGGAGUUUAAUCCCUAGGACUAAUAUUCCUGCACAAGAUUUGAACAAGAUCAAGCCAAGCCAACCAACAUUCCAAUACAGAUGGGGAGUCUUUUUUUUUUUCUUUUGGUUUUUCGAGACAGGGUUUCUUUGUGUAGCUUUGUGCCUUUCCUGGAACUCAAUAUUGUAACCCAGACUGGCCUCGAACUCACAGAGAUACGCCUGGCUCUGCCUCCCAAGUGCUGGGAUUAAAGGCUUGUGCCACCACUGCCCGGCUAGAUGGGGAGUCUUUGAAGACACAGUUUAUUUAAGUAGAUUUCAGGGAAUCUAUUUUUUUUGUUUGUUUGUUUUUUGAGACAGGAUUUGUCUACAUAGCCCUGGCUGUCCUGGAACUUACUGUGUAGACCAGGCAAGCCUUGAAUGCUGAAUGAGAUCUGCCUGUAAUGCUAGGAUUAAACAUGAGCACCCAACACACAGCCUUUUUAGGAAUUCUAGUUCACACCUAGAACUCUCUGUAGCUCAGGAUGACCUUGAACUUCUGACUCUCCUGCCACCCCCUCCCACAUGCUGGGGUCACAGAUGAAUGCCACUAUGUCUGUUUCCUGGGAUGUUGGAGAUCAAACCCAGGGCUUUGUGAGCAUUAGGCCAUCAGUCUACCCAACUGAUCUACAUCCCAACCCCAUGUCUUUACGUUCAUUAAUUUACUUAGUGUGUGUGAGUGUGUGUCUAGAUUAGGGGAUAAAUUUGGGGAAGUCUGUUUUCUCCUACCUUAGGAAUCCUGAGGUGUUUCUAACUUAGUCCCUCAGCCUUGGCUUCCUUUAUCUGCUGAGCCCUCUUGAAGCCCCUGCCCUUAUUUAUUUUAUGCAAAUGCCUUGAUUUAAAUUAUGAGGUUACUACCAGAUUACAUCACUUUUCAGAGUCAGUAACCUAAUGAUCUUGAGAAGUAUAGAAAAGAACUUGGCAAGGGAUAUCAAGUCCUAAAUACACACUUUUUGUUCUCUUGUUAUAGGUAUGAAAUUUAAAUUUAAAAGAUUGGACACUUAGCAUGCGUAUCUUACAGAAUUCCAUCUACGUUAUGAACUCACUCUCCUGAAGAAAUGUCAUACUCAACAACACCUUAAAUUUAAGGGAGAGUUUGAUGGUGCAGGCUUCAAAGUAAAUAAGUACAUAGUAUUGACCCGUUGAGGACCAAAUGUUUCAUUUGUUUACAGCUCAGAUGUCAGGGUGACGUAACCUUAGGGUACGUUUUUCCUGCACUUAGAAUGUUGGCUUAUUUACUUACUUGAAACCCCUUUAAGGAGUAACAAGGUCAGCAUAUUUGUUAUAUAUAUAUAUAUAUAUAUAUAUAUAUAUAUAUAUAUAUAUAUAUAUAUAUAUAUAUAUAUAUUUGUCUUUGUUUUUCAAGACAGGGUUUCUCUAACAGCUCUGGCUGGUUGUUCUGGAACCCACUCUGUAGACCAGGCUGGCCUCAAACUCAGAGAUCCACCUGUCUACCUCCCAAGUGCUGGGAUUAAAGGUGUGUACCACCACCACCUGGCUAGAAUAAUACUUUCUUAAAUCACAUAGAAUGCUGUUUUUUUUUUUUUUUUUAGUUUUUCGAGACAAGGUUUCUCUGUGUAGCUUUGGAGCCUGUCCUGGAACUCACUCUGUAGCCCAGGAUGGCCUGGAACUCACAGAGAUCCACCUGCCUCUGCCUCCUGAGUGCUGGGACUAAAGGCAUGCGCCACCACCGCCCGGCAGAAUGCUGAUUUUAAGACUAAAAGAAUGAGUGUCUGGAGAGGUGGCUCAGCAGUGAAGAGCACUUACUCCUCUUAUAGAGAACCAGGGUUUACUGUGGAAAUUAGUAUGGCAGUUUCUCAGAAAAUUGGGAAUCGAUCUACCUCAAGACCCAGCCAUACCACUGUUGAGCAUAUACCCAAGGAAUGCUCAAUCAUACCACAAAGAUACAUGCUCAACUAUGUUCAUAGCAGCAUUAUUCGUAAUAGCCAGAACCUGGGAACAACCUAGAUGCCCGUCAACUGAAGAAUGGAUUAAGAAAAUGUGGUACAUCUACACAAUGGAAUA
Messenger RNA from Peromyscus californicus insignis, 5307 nucleotides. It is a transcript of the gene Gdpgp1, whose product is annotated as GDP-D-glucose phosphorylase 1. Gene Ontology annotation, cellular component: cytoplasm. Gene Ontology annotation, biological process: glucose metabolic process. The coding region runs from base 791 to 1948 and encodes 385 amino acids. NCBI's taxonomy places the organism in Eukaryota, Metazoa, Chordata, Mammalia, Rodentia, Cricetidae. Gene Ontology annotation, molecular function: GDP-D-glucose phosphorylase activity. The record is from RefSeq and is a predicted model, not a curated record. The transcript has 2 exons.